AUGCACUCCACCUCUUCGAUCGCUGUCAUCAAUGUGCUGCGCCGUUUGUUCUCCACCCACAGGCUACCGGACGUGCUGGUGAGUGACAACAGCACGCAGUUUACCUCUAGGGAGUUUGCCCAGUUUCUGUCCGACAACGGGAUUAGGCACCUGACGUCGGCCCCCUUUCACCCGGCCUCUAACGGCCAAGCGGAGAGAAUGGUCAGGACGACCAAGGAAGCCCUAGCAAAGUUAACGCAAGGCCUCAGCCUGGUCGAGCUGCUGAUUGGGCGCCGCCUCACCACCCUUUUAGAUCACCUACACCCAGAUCUGAAUGAUCUGAAGCCCCGGCAGCAGAGUGCGCUCCCUAAGAUCCGCACUUAUGAACCAGGCGACAAGGUGUUCUGCAGGAAUUAUGCAGGGGGUCACUUGUGGCUACUAGCCACUGUAACUGAGAGUAUUAGUUCACGAAUGCUUGGCAGGGACAUUGUGGAGCGCUGCAGCGGCAAGUUCGAGUGCUUCGAACCUUCCUCAGAAGACUGGGACUCCUACCUAUCCAGGUUCGAGUUCCAUCUGGAGACACACGACAUUACAGACGAGGCCAAGAAACGGGCGUGCCUCCUGAGUUCCUGCGGGAAGGGGACCUUCGACAUAGCCAGGUCGUUGGUGGCCCCAACUAAUAUAAAGACUGUCACCUACGCUGACAUCACUGAGAAGCUUAAGGCUCACUAUUCUCCACAACCGUCGGAGAUCGCCUGCCGGCACGCUUUUUACAAGCGGAACCAGGCCGGAGGCGAGACCAUCGCAGAUUUCGUGGCGGCCCUUCGCAAAGCCGCACGACCAUGUAAUUUCCACAACGUGGAGGAAGCCCUCAGAGACCGUCUCGUCUGCGGGACGGGAAAGAUCCACGUCACAGUCAACCUCAACGGAGUGCCCUGCAGCAUGGAGGUCGACUCCGGAUCGUCCGUGACCGUCCUGUCCUCCCACACCUGGCAGCGCAUGUUCCCGACCAGGAGCCAGCGGCGUUUGAAAGCCGCUGAAACGCAGGUGGCCGAUUUCCAGGGGAGGCGCAUUCCUCUGGCGGGAAGGGACACCUUUAUGGUCGAAUUCAAAGGGAAAUGUGUUGAAUUGUCAUGUUUGAUUGCCGAGGGUAACCGGGUAAAUUUACUCGGGUUGGAGUGGUUCGAACCACUCGGGAUAGCACUUACUGGGGUGAAUGCAGUAUCGGAAAAUAAAUGGGCUGUACUAUAUAAUGAAUUUCCUGAUGUGUUCGGGGGCGGUCUGGGAAAGUACAAAGGGCCCCCUGUGUCUUUUGAGCUCGAUCCAUCUGUGACACCUAUACGGUUGAAGUAUAGGAAGGUGCCAAUCCCGCUUAAACCACGGAUCGAAGCCGAGCUGGACAAGCUCAUAGCCCAAGGAGUAUUGGAGCCAGUCCCAUUUAGCAAAUGGGAGACGCCUAUAGUCACGCCAGUAAAAUCGGAUGGCUCCAUCCGAAUAUGCGCUGACUAUAAGUGCACGAUCAACCGUGCCUUGCAGCAGCAUUCCUACCCUGUCCCGGUAAUCAGCCACGUCCUGGCGUCACUGGGAGGGGGGAAAGUGUUUGCAAAGUUCGACCUCGCCCAAGCCUACCAACAGCUGCCUGUGACCAGGGAGGCGGCUGAGGCGCAGACAAUCGUCACCCACAGAGGGGCUUUUCGAGUGAACCGGCUCCAGUUUGGGGUAAACGUGGCUCCAGGAGUGUUCCAAGGCCUCAUGGAAGGGUUACUGAGGGGAGUUCAGGGGACUGUCCCUUAUUUUGACGAUGUGUUGGUGGCUGGGAGGUCCGAUGAGGAACUCAUGAGCAGAGUUCGAGAGGUACUGAAACGGUUCUCUCAAGCGGGACUUAAGGUGAAACAGUCCAAAUGUAUAGUGGGUGUUCCCAGUGUGGAAUUUUUGGGGUUCAGGAUCGACGAACAUGGUGUCCACCCCACAGAGGACAAGGUGAGGGCAAUUAAGGAUGCCCCAUGUCCAGGGAACAAAAAGGAGCUCCAAGCAUUCCUUGGACUCCUCAAUUUUUACCACGCCUUCCUCCCCCACAAGGCGUCGGUAGCGGCCCCACUACAUGCCCUCCUGCACAAAGAGGCAAAAUGGCGGUGGGGGUCAGAGCAGGAACGGGCGUUCAAAGGAGUCAAGGCAUUACUGGUGUCCAAUGCAGUGUUGACUCACUACGAUGAUAAUAAAAUGUUGGUGUUGGCUGCGGAUGCAUCUCCUUAUGGGGUGGGGGCGGUGCUCAGCCACUUGAUGCCAAACGGCGAGGAAGCUCCCGUAGCAUUUUAUUCCCGCUCACUGUCAAGCGCGGAGAAGGGGUACGCCCAGAUCGACAAGGAGGGACUGGCGCUUGUUGCAGCAGUUAAAAAGUUUCAUGACUUUUUGUAUGGUCGGAAGUUUCUCCUUGUCACCGACCACAAGCCCCUGUUGGGAAUCUUUGCCCCGGACCGGCAACUUCCCAACAUCAUGUCAGCGCGGAUGCUGAGGUGGGCUCUGUUCCUGUCCGCCUACGAUUACGACCUAGAACAUCGGCCGGGUAAGGCGAUUGGUCACGCGGACGCUUUGAGUCGCUGCCCUCUGCCCGGCCUGGACUCAGACCCAGCUCCAGCUAGCGAGGUGUUAGCGAUUGAUGAACUGUUCCAGGCUCCGAUCACCUCUAAGGACAUUGCGGCUGCGUCCGCUAAAGACAUUGUGAUCUCCAGAGUUUUGAACUGGGUUUGGAGGGGGUGGCCUGUGGGCUCCGUGGAGCCAGAAUUUGCGUGUUACAAAAUGCGUCAAAACGAGCUGUCUGUGUCAAAGGGAUGUCUUUUGUGGGGAAGCCGGGUGGUGGUCCCUCACAAACUCAGGGAAAAAGUGCUGAAAUCACUUCACGAGGGCCAUCCCGGCAUGGUCCAUAUGAAGGCGCUAGCUCGCGGGUAUGUGUGGUGGCCCAGGCUAGACGCCGACAUUGAAGAGUGGGUUCGGGUGUGUGAGCCUUGUCAGCAGGCUAGGCCUGAACCACCAACCGCCACUCCUCAGAGAUGGGAGUCGGCGGGAAAGCCCUGGUCGAGAUUGCACCUCGACUUCGCAGGGCCAGUACAAGGGCAAAUGUUUUUGGUAAUUGUAGACGCUUAUACCAAAUGGUUAGAAGUGGCUCACAUGCGAUCGACCACUUCUAGCGCUGUCGUCACAGUGCUGCGACAGUUGUUUGCCACUCACGGGUUGCCUGACGUACUCGUGAGUGACAACGGCGCACAAUUUACUUCCGAGGAGUUCAGGAGGUUCUUGUCUGAUAACGGGAUCAGGCAAAUGACGGCCGCGCCGUUUCACCCGGCCUCAAACGGGCAGGCCGAGAGAAUGGUGAGAACAACUAAAGAAGCCCUUGCAAAGCUGGUAUGUGGUGAUUGGGGGGUGAAACUAGCUUCGUUUCUCCUGAGACAACAUGUUACCCCUUGUUCGGCGACAGGCCGCAGCCCGGCCGAGAUGUUAAUGGGUCGCCGUUUAGCAACGCUAUUAGACAGGUUGCAUCCAGAUCUGAACGAUCUGAAACCACAACCACAGACCGAGAGUCCGAAGGUCCGGACAUACGAAAAGGGUGAGCAAGUGUAUGCUCGUCUCAGUCAGGGAGUAGUUGUUAAAAUGUAUUACUUCAUCUUAGUCUUUUCUGUGCAAAUUGCUAUUCUAGUGUAUACAGUUGAAUAG
This is a messenger RNA of Gekko japonicus, 3687 nucleotides long. RefSeq lists its product as uncharacterized. The coding region runs from base 1 to 3687 and encodes 1228 amino acids. The record is from RefSeq and is a predicted model, not a curated record. Lineage: Eukaryota; Metazoa; Chordata; Lepidosauria; Squamata; Gekkonidae. The transcript has 6 exons. Gene Ontology annotation, biological process: DNA integration. Gene Ontology annotation, molecular function: nucleic acid binding.